Messenger RNA from Cylindrotheca closterium, 1134 nucleotides. The record is from the annotation of a GenBank genome assembly. Lineage: Eukaryota; Bacillariophyta; Bacillariophyceae; Bacillariales; Bacillariaceae.
AUGCAGCCAACACAUCAUAAAAUUGACAGACCACAGGAAGGUUCAGGAAGGUUAAGAAACGAAAAGGGGGACAAGGACGGAAGUAUGCCUCGAAGGAAGCGUGGAUUGGUGUCCAAGUUGCCCUUUCUAGUUCGACUCUUGUAUGCCCUACCUUUGGCUCUUGUACUACUCGAGCGACUAUUGGUUCCUCUUCAGUUGUCCCGUAGUCCUUCGCCUUCAUACUUCAGUUUGGAAAAGUCAAAAGAUAACGAAAUACUGGAUAAUAAAAAUAUACCUGGGCUUACCGAAGUUACAAAAAACACAGGAGAUUGGAUGAGGUGUCCGUCGAAAACACGAAUGGUCCAGAAUCCCGUUGCCAAGCAUCGUCAAGGAUCAAAGAGUAAAAUACCGAUGUUUAUUCAUCAGACAGGGGAGACAAAGUGCUUAGCCCCAACCCUCUACGACACGAGUAGAGCCUGGCGGAAGUCAGUUGGAAAUGCCCACGAAUACUGGUUCCACGAUAUUCGUGCUGUCAACCGCUUGCUCAACCUUGGUUACCCUGAAUUCCCCUUACUUCGGAACGUCUUGAGGCGUUGCAUAAAGGGAUUUGGAAAAAUUUCGCUGUGGAAGUAUCUCGUACUCUACUCGUAUGGUGGCGUUUUCGCAGCACUAGGAUCUGUUCCAGAACAAACUAAUUUUGACAAGUCUAUGCUUGCAGAUGAAGAUGCGAUAUUUUUUGUUGGAAGCGAUCACAGCUCAUUGAUGCCCGACUUUAUGGCAGUUUCUCCCAGGCAUCCAUUGGUGUACUACAUAAUUCACCACUACCUUCUUGGUGUCUUAAUGACAACAAACACAGGUGAAGCCGAUCUCUAUCGCAACAUCGAUCUACAUGCAAUGAAUGCAGCAAUAGCUGAUUUCAUUGGGGACGCAGGAAUGAACUCAAGUGAGCUUGAGAUGGGGAAGACACUGCUGGGGACGGACGAUAGAACCAUCAUGCUUCUGGAUCACAAAGCGGAUACUGGAGGCAUUUUCAAAAGCGCAGGUGAAAAACACGUGUCAAGCAUGCUAGUGUUGGGAUCGAAAAGUUCGUCAAAAAGCCAUCAACCGAAUUGGAAUGAAUCUUGCAUGUCAGAAAUACUCUCAGACCUUGGAUGA